Pseudogymnoascus destructans is the source of this 1409-nucleotide messenger RNA. RefSeq lists its product as uncharacterized. Gene Ontology annotation, biological process: lipid metabolic process. Gene Ontology annotation, molecular function: phosphoric diester hydrolase activity. The record is from RefSeq and is a predicted model, not a curated record. The transcript has 5 exons. The coding region runs from base 272 to 1258 and encodes 328 amino acids. Lineage: Eukaryota; Fungi; Ascomycota; Leotiomycetes; Thelebolales; Thelebolaceae.
AACCGAAGUACUGAAUUACAUUGAUGUGUAAAGUGCCCACUUUCUAGUUUGGGGUCGGCAAUUUGUAGAAUCCUAGUCGUUGGCAUUUGAGCUGAAUACCAUUGCAGCCCUUCUGAUGUCAUCACGCUGAUAUACAUAUAUAUCCCCAACAACGUGGAAAGUGGAGCUAUAAUCAUUGCUGUGAACUACAGCAUCUCAUAUUAGAAGUAACGGCUUCUAUUUGAUUUUAUCUACCUCGUCGCAUCUGGAAAUUGGAUACCACAGAGCAGCAAUGGACGCCACUGCUGGGAGAACCAUUGCACCCCACCCUAAUUUUACGAUUGCCAGGGAAAAUGCCGAUGGCAAGCGAAGACCGCAGGCUAUCGGCCAUCGGGGCUACAAGGCAGCCUUCCCUGAGAACUCUAUGGCCGCCUUCGAGGGUGUUGUCAAGGUCGGCGCCGAUGCCAUUGAAACCGAUGUUCACUUAACAAAGGACGGUGUGGUGGUACUCUCGCAUGACAAAACUCUUAAGCGCUGCUUUGGCCUGGACAAGAAGAUUAUUGACUGCGAGUGGUCGUACAUUAAGACACUUCGUACAGUGGCCGAGCCGAAGCAGUCCAUGCCUCGCCUCCUGGAUCUACUAAACUAUGUUACGAGCCCCGGGCUGCAGCAUAUAUGGGUCCUUCUCGACCUCAAGUUAGACAACGAUUCAGACGACCUGAUGCGGUUGAUCAGCGAAACAAUCGCCCAAGCAAAACCAUCAACGCCGUGGAAAGAGAGGAUAGUGCUCGGAUGCUGGGCAACUGAGUUCUUGCCGCUUUGCUCAAAAUACCUACCUGGAUUUCCAAUCACGCAUAUUGGUUUCAGCAUAUCAUAUGCGCGCCAAUUUUUGAAGGUUCCCAAUGUGUCGUUUAACAUGCUCCAAAAGAUCAUGGUUGGGCCGUGGGGAGACCAGUUUUUGGCAGACUGCAAGGCAUUAAACCGCCCUGUGUUCCUGUGGACUGUCAACGAAGAGAAGUGGAUGAAGUGGAGUAUAAGCAAGGGCGUUGAUGGGGUCAUAACAGAUGAUCCAAAGAAGUAUUUGGGGGUGGUUGACGGUUACGAUGAGAAGAAACCCCUGGACUGGGUGAGUCUAAGGGAUUAUCAUAACCUGGCGUGGGUGAAUUUAUUGGUAUCGGUAUUCGGAUUUAUAUUCAGGCUCAGGUUUGGAUACUCCAUCAAGCCGGAGGAGAUGCGGAUACACCCCGAGGAGGUCACAACGGGAAAGUCUUCCUCGUAGCUGGAGAGCAUACAGCUACUUAGAAUUUAUGAUUGUCUGUUUCACAUGAAAUAUGCCGCCGAGGAACAGUGCUGGCAGCGCCGUCCUCGUAGUGCAAUAUAAGCACUACUUUAUAGAACAUAUAUUACGAAUGAAAUAAUGUGAUUCCACC